AUGGCUUCAGAUGUUCACGAUUCUGAUGGCUGGCUUUCGCUGAAGAAGAUCUACUGUCGCAAGGGCUGGACAGUGCCUACAGCACCUGAGGCCUCGGUGAUGGUGAAGGCUUCUCACCACCAGAUUAGCUACGACUGGCUGAUGCAUGAUGCCAACACAGCUGAAAGUGAGAAGGUGGCUGAGCUUGAGUUGCCGCUCAACACUCCCAUUGAUGAGUACGAGGUUGCACUCACCACGGCUCUGCAUCUUCUUCUGGUCAGCUCCCUGCUGGCCACACCUGCACCUGAGACCGGGUCAGAGGUCAAGGAGUUGCCUGACAAGAUCAUCGUAAAGCAGGAGAAGGACACCGCCGAUCCUUCAUGUCACAACUUGGCUAUUCCUCCGCUGCCGUGUGGUCAUUCCGACUGGCCUUCCAAGCAUCCUCGCUUCAAUGAUUCUGACCCCAACAAUAUCAUGAUGCAGCACUUCCACGCCAGCACGAUCGUCGUUUCGUCGACCAAGGUCCUCAAGCUGCGCUCCUCGAAAGGCAAAGCUCAUGUGAAGGGCUCCUCAAAGUCUGCGAUCAUGAAGUCAGAGCUGACUCAUGCUUCAUCAGCCACCAUCGAGCCUUCCUUGGCCAGUACGCAACUCGAGCGUAUAAUCGAGCUCUCACAGCAGCUUCUCAAGGAGAAUCGCGCUUUGAGGGCUCACAAGUCAUGA
Messenger RNA from Laetiporus sulphureus 93-53, 699 nucleotides. RefSeq lists its product as uncharacterized. NCBI's taxonomy places the organism in Eukaryota, Fungi, Basidiomycota, Agaricomycetes, Polyporales, Laetiporaceae. The record is from RefSeq and is a predicted model, not a curated record. The coding region runs from base 1 to 699 and encodes 232 amino acids. The transcript has 3 exons.